Molecule: messenger RNA, 1224 nt
Organism: Carlito syrichta (Philippine tarsier)
Lineage: Eukaryota; Metazoa; Chordata; Mammalia; Primates; Tarsiidae
Gene: ERGIC1
Product: endoplasmic reticulum-golgi intermediate compartment 1
Exons: 10
Coding region: 1-960 (319 amino acids)
Biological process (GO): retrograde vesicle-mediated transport, Golgi to endoplasmic reticulum; endoplasmic reticulum to Golgi vesicle-mediated transport
Cellular component (GO): endoplasmic reticulum; Golgi membrane; COPII-coated ER to Golgi transport vesicle
Source: RefSeq, a predicted model, not a curated record
AUGCGCAAAGACUUCCGUGGCUCCAUGGGCCUCUCGCUGCUUGGAGAUGAUACUUCUCAUACCCGCCCCGGUGCCCUCCUCACCCCUGCUCCGUCUGUUCUCCGCAGGUUUGACAUCUACAGGAAGGUGCCCAAGGACCUGACGCAGCCAACGUACACUGGGGCCAUUAUCUCUAUCUGCUGUUGCCUCUUCAUCCUCUUCCUCUUCCUCUCGGAGCUCACUGGAUUCAUAACGACAGAAAUUGUAAAUGAGCUCUACGUUGAUGACCCGGACAAGGACAGUGGGGGCAAGAUCGACGUUAGCCUGAAUAUCAGUUUACCCAACCUGCACUGCGAGUUGGUCGGGCUGGACAUUCAGGAUGAGAUGGGCAGGCACGAGGUGGGCCACAUCGACAACUCCAUGAAGAUCCCUCUCCACGACGGGGCCGGCUGCCGCUUCGAGGGGCAGUUCAGCAUCAACAAGGUCCCUGGCAACUUCCACGUGUCCACACACAGCGCCACAGCCCAGCCACAGAACCCAGACAUGACGCACAUUAUCCAUAAGCUCUCCUUUGGGGACACGCUUCAGGUACAGAAUGUCCACGGAGCUUUCAACGCCCUCGGGGGAGCAGACAGACUCACCUCAAACCCCCUGGCCUCCCACGACUACAUCCUGAAGAUCGUGCCCACGGUGUAUGAGGACAAGAGUGGCAAGCAGCGGUACUCCUACCAGUACACGGUGGCCAACAAGGAGUACGUCGCCUACAGCCACACAGGCCGCAUCAUCCCUGCCAUCUGGUUCCGCUAUGACCUCAGCCCCAUCACGGUCAAGUACACAGAGAGACGGCAGCCGCUGUACAGGUUCAUCACCACGAUUUGUGCCAUCAUUGGCGGGACCUUCACUGUCGCCGGCAUUCUGGACUCGUGCAUCUUCACGGCCUCGGAGGCCUGGAAGAAGGUCCAGCUGGGCAAGAUGCACUGAUGUGGCGCCCAGCCCGAGGGCCAGGGACCGGGGGACGCCACCAGCUCUGCCUCCAGCACUCAUCUCCUCUGCCCACAGUCUGGCUUCAUCCCAAAGUGUGUGGGAGGUGGGGGAAGGUAGAGAGUGGCACAAUUUCUUGCAGCCACCUCUUCUCCCCAUGUUCAAUUUCAGACAAAUUCCACUGCCUGAGGUUGUGGUUCCUCUCUCCCUGGAAAGCUCCAAACCAGAGUCAGGCAAGGGAAGGGCUCCAGGAGUGUUGGGGGC